AUGUCCUUUGAGGCCGCCAGUGCUCCUGCUCUGGUGUCCCUGGGCUCAUAUGUCCAGGACGACUCACCUCCUCCCGUGCCACCAGGCCUCCUCUGCCCGAUGCCACCUGCCUGUGUUCCACCAGCCCAUGUCGGCGCCACCUCCCUGCUGGGGGGGAUACUGGCUCUCUGCACCCCACCCCUGCACCCUGCGCUGCCUGAAACCACGGGCACCUUCAGUUGCCAACAGCCGUCCAGAGAGCCAGAACCAGCUGCCUGCUGCCCGCCCUCCAACGCACGCGCCUGGAGCGGGCAUUUGGGGACCAGGGACGCGCUCCGCCUGCUCCACCCGACCCGCUGCGGUCUCGAACCCAUGGCCCGGCCGCCGCUGCUGCCGCUGCCGCUGCUGGCGGUGGCAGUGGCCGUGGCGCUGCCGCCCCCCGUGCAUGGCACCACCCUGGCCUUCGUCUUCGAUGUCACCGGCUCCAUGUGGGACGACCUGAUGCAGGUGAUCGACGGCGCCUCGGGCAUCCUAGAACGCAGCCUGCGAGGCGGUGGCCGAGCCAUCAGCAACUACGUCCUGGUGCCCUUCCACGACCCAGACAUAGGCCCCGUGACCCUUACGGCUGACCCGGAAGUAUUCCAGAGAGCCCUGAGAGAGCUAUACGUGCAGGGGGGCGGUGACUGCCCCGAGAUGAGUGUGGGGGCCAUCCUAGCCGCUGUGCAGGCCUCCAGCCCCAACUCCUUCAUCUACGUCUUCUCGGAUGCUCGGGCCAAGGACUACUACCGGAAGGACGAGCUGCUGCGGCUGCUGCAGCUCAAACAGUCACAGGUGGUGUUCGUGCUCACGGGGGACUGUGGGGACCGCACACACCCCGGCUACCUGGCCUAUGAGGACAUCGCGGCCACCAGCUCCGGCCAAGUGUUUCACCUGGGCAAGCAGGAAGUGGGACAGGUUCUGCGGUGGGUGGAGUCGGCCAUCCAGACCUCCAGGGUGAACCUGCUGACCACAGAGCAUGAGGAGGGCGGCGAACACCACUGGGACAUCCCCUUCGACCCCAGUCUCCAGGAAGUGACCAUCUCCCUGAGUGGACCGGGCCCCCAGGUGGAGGUUCGGGACCCACUGGGGAGAAUCCUGCAGAAGGACGAGGGCCUCAAUGUUCUCCUCAACAUUCCGGACUCAGCCAAAGUGGUGGCCUUUAAGCCCGAGCAUCCUGGGCUGUGGUCCAUCAAGGUCUACAGCAGUGGCCGACAUUCCGUGCGCAUCACCGGGGUCAGUGACAUUAACUUCCGAGCCGGCUUCACUACUCAGCCUUCAUUGGACCUCAACCACACCAUUGAGUGGCCUCUGGAAGGGGUGCCCAUCUCCCUGGUGAUCAACGCCACCGGCCUACAAGGACCUGGCCGCCUGGACUCCGUGGAGCUUGCCCACAGCUCGGGGUGGCCCCUCCUGACUCUGCCCACAUGGCCCCUCACCAAUGAGUCUGACCAGCAACUAUGGGGCGGGCCCCCCUUCCGUGUCCCCCAAGAGCGCUUCUACCUCAAGGUGAAGGGCCAGGACCACGAGGGAAAUCCUCUUCUUCGGGUUUCCGGAGUGUCCUACAGUGGGGUGGCCCCAGGCACCCCGAUUGUCAGCAUGCCACCCCGGAUCCAUGGCUACCUGCGCCAGCCCCUGCUGGUCACCUGUUCUGUGCACAGUGCCCUUCCUUUUCGGCUGCAGCUACGACGUCGCGGGGCCCGGCUGGGCGAGGAGCGGCACCUCCUGAGCUCCGGGAAUAGCAGCUGGGAGUUCCCGGUGGCCUCCACAGCAGAGGAAGGGACGUACGAGUGUGUGGCAGUCAGCCCUGCCGGCACGGGGCGCGCUCAGGCCCAUGUCAUCAUCACAGAUCCACCACCACAGUUGGCCGCUGCCCACAAUGUGACCGUGUCGCCGGGGGACACUGCCCUCCUGUCUUGCCGGGUCCUGGAUGAGGCGCCCUUUAACCUCACGUGGGUCCGGGGCUGGCGUGCACUGCCCAGGUCGGGGGGCAGAGUCUCACAGCUGGCCAAUCUGUCCCUGGAGCUGCGUGCUGUGGUCCCUGAUGACAGCGGGCAGUACCAGUGUGUGGCCAGCAAUGCCAAUGGUCUCACCAGAGCGUCUGUUUGGCUUCUGGUGCGAGAGCCCCCCAAGGUCAGCGUCCACACCACAUCCCAGCGCUUUUCCCAGGGCAUGGAGGUACGAAUCCACUGCUCGGCCUCAGGAUACCCUGAACCCCACAUCUCCUGGAGCCGUGAGGGCCGUGUCCUGCAGGAGGGUGGCAGGACCCGUGUGGACGCCCAAGGGACACUGGUCAUUCGGGGAGUAGCCCCAGAGGAUGCUGGGAACUAUAGCUGCCUAGCUGCCAAUGAGGCUGGCACAGCCCAGGAGACUGUCACCCUCUUCUAUUCAGAACCCCCGGCAGUGUCGGCGGUCAGGGCUGUGGUGCUGGCCGCAGCUGGGGAGGAGGCGGUGCUGGAGUGUGAGGCAUCUGGGACUCCCCCACCCCGGAUUAUCUGGUAUCGAGGGGGUCUGGAGAUGAUCCUGGGCCCUGCGGGCUCCAGUGUUGGGACCCUGCGGAUCCCAGUCACACGGGACAGGGAUGCGGGGAUCUACACCUGCCGUGCCCUCAACGAGAUGGGAGAAGCCUCCGCAGAAAUCCGGCUGGAGGUUGGACAUGCCCCCCAACUGACGGAGCUGCCCCGUGAUGUCACCGUAGAGCUGGGGCGAAGUGCUGUUCUGGGGUGUCGUGCCACUGGCCGGCCCCCUCCAAAGCUCUCCUGGCAACGCAGAGAUGGCCAGUCCCUGAGGCCCUGGCGGGGUGACAGCAGAGGCCAUCGCGACUCAGGACUGUUGUUCAUCGAAAGCGUGGCCCCUGAACACCAGGGCUCCUACGUCUGUGAAGCUCAGAAUAUCUUUGGGAAGGUUCAGGCUGAGGUGUGGCUGAAUGUGACCGGACACGUGCCCCCUGAGAUCGCCAGCAGUGCCCCCAUCGUGCGGGUGCUGGAAGGGCAGCCUGUGUCCCUGCCCUGUGUCAUUCUGGCUGGAAAACCCCUUCCUGAACGUCGAUGGCUCAAGGCUGACCAGCCUCUGGCAGUGGGAGGCCGGUUCUCAGUGCGUGCGGAUGGCAGCCUGCACCUGGACCAGGCACUGCGCAGGGAUGCAGGCUCCUACAGCUGUGUGGCCACCAACACUGCGGGGUCCCGAGUCAGGCUCAUGACGCUGGUGGUCCAGGUGCCACCUCGGAUUCAGCCCAUGGCCACCUACCACAUCACCAACGAAGGAGUUCCAGCUGCACUGCCCUGUGCUGCCUCAGGUGUUCCCACGCCGACCGUUACCUGGACCAAGGAGUCCAGAGCCCUCCCAUCUGAGGACACCCGUUAUAAAGUGAGCCAGGACGGGACACUGCACAUCACCCAGCCAACCCCACAGGAUGCUGGGAGCUACACGUGCUCGGCCACCAAUGCCGUGGGCUUCUCCAGCCAGGAGAUGCACCUUGCUGUCAACACCAAACCCAAGAUCCACGUGAACGGGGGACGUGACUCAGAUGAGCCGCUCAAAGUCACAGCCAAGGCUGGUGAGCAAGUGACUCUGGAAUGCGAGGCCCAGGGGUCCCCACCCCCGCUCGUCACCUGGACCAAGGAUGCUCGCCCAAUACCAAGAGACAGGCACGGCCUCCUUCCAUCUGGCUCCCUGCGUCUGGCCCAGACGGCGGUGACAGACAGCGGUCACUACAAAUGCACGGCCAGUAACCCUGCCGGUUCUGCCUCACGCCACUAUGUCCUCGGGGUGCAAGUACCCCCACAGGUGCAGCAGGGCCCCCGGGCCAUGAAGGUGCUGGCAGGGGAAAUUGUGGAUCUCAAUUGUGUGGCUGAAGGAAGCCCAGAGCCCAGCUUGACCUGGUCCAAGGAUGGGGUGACCUUGAAGACAGGAACCCCGGAGGGCUCCCUCCGUUUAGCAGCUGUCCAGACUUCGGAUGCUGGCACAUACCACUGUGAGGCCUCCAGCAGUGCUGGGAAGGAUGCCUGGGAGCUGGAACUUACAGUUCUGGAGCCUCCACACUGGGGCACCCCCGAGACCAGCAGCUUUGUGGAGCGUGUGAUGGGGGAGAACGCCAGCCUGCCAUGCCCAGCCCAAGGGACACCCUGGCCGCAGGUGACCUGGAGGAAGGACCAGUCCGCGGAGCCUCUGCAUGGUGGCCCUGGGCUGGCACUGCUGGCCGAUGGCUCCUUGUUCCUGGCGUCUGUCUCUCCUGGCGACAGCGGAGACUACGAGUGCCAGGCCACCAACGAGGCUGGCUCAGCAUCCAGGAGCACCAGGCUGCUGGUCUAUGUCCCGCCCAGCAUACGGGAAGAUGGUCGAGGGACCAAUGUGUCAGCCAUGGCCGGGCAGCCCCUGACCCUGGAGUGUGACGCCAGUGGCUCCCCAGUCCCCAUGGUCACAUGGCUCAAGGACGGACUGCCGUUCCUGGAGGCCAGGGGCCUUCAUGUCCAGGACAGGUCGUGGACCCUUUAUUUUCCUGUUGUUCUGGAACGUGACUCGGGCACCUACUCCUGCCGGGCAGAGAACCAAGCGGGCAGUGCCCAGCGAGACUUCCAGCUUCUGGUGCUCGUGCCUCCCUCUGUGCUUGGAGCUGGCUCUGCCCAGGAAGUGCUGGGCCUGGCUGGGGACGAGGUCGAGUUAGUCUGCCAGACCUCAGGGGUCCCCACACCCCAAGUGGAGUGGACCAAGAAUGGCCAGCCUGUGGACACGAGAGAUCCUCACUUGCGGCUGCAGGAGGGAGGCCAGCGCCUGUGGAUCCUUGACAGUCACCUGGGUGACGAAGGCCGGUACCAAUGUGUGGCCUUCAGCCCGGCGGGGCAACAGGCCAGGGACUUCCAGCUCCGCAUCCUUGUCCCUCCCACCAUCCUGGGCUCUAACGAGACAACUGAAGUGGUGGUAAUGGAGGGACGACUAGCACGGCUACUGUGUGAGGCCCGGGGGAACCCCAGCCCCGACAUCGUCUGGUUUAAGGAUGGGGCCCCGCUGGCCCCCAGCACCGAGGCCACCUACAGCAGGGGGGGCCGGCAGCUGCAGUUGGGGAGUUCGCGGGGUGCCGACGCUGGAAACUACACCUGCUGGGCCAGCAACUCUGCAGGGGAUGCAGAGAAGACGACCAGGCUGGAGGUCUACAGGCCCCCUACCAUCGAGGGCUCAGACGGAGGGCUGCACGUGGUGAAGGCCGUGGCUGGGAGGCCUUUGGUGCUGGCAUGUGUGGCUGGCGGCAGCCCCCCUCCCACCAUCUCGUGGCAACAUGAGGGGCUCCUGGUGACCGAAGGCAAUGCCACGCAGCUGUGGGCAAACGGUGCCCUGAGCCUGGCAGUCCUGGGUGAGGCCUCGGGGGGCCUGUACAGCUGUGUGGCCAGCAGUCCUUCGGGGGAGGCCGUGCUACGCUACUUAGUGGAUGUCCAGGUGCCCCCACAGCUCCUGGUGGCUGAAGGCUUGGGCCAGGUGACAGCACUGGCAGGACAGUCCCUGGACCUUCCUUGCGAGGCAUCAGGCUCUCCGGCACCCACUGUCCAGUGGCUGCAGAAUGGACGCCCUGCAGAGCUGCUUCCUGGGGUGCAGGUGGCCUCACAGGGGGCCACAUUGCACAUCAACCCUGUGAAGCCAGACCACGCUGGCCUCUUCUCUUGCCUGGCCACCAAUGAGGCAGGCACAGCCGGGGCCGAGGUGGAGCUGUCCGUGCAUGAACCCCCAGAAGUGGCCAUCAGUGGGGAUGAGAACAUCACUGCCCCCUUCCUGCAGCCAGUGAUCCUCCAGUGCGUGGGAUCUGGAGUGCCUCCUCCCAGCCUCCGAUGGUGGAAGGACGGGGUGGCUCUGGCAGCCACGGGAGGCACCCUGCAGAUCGAAAAGGUGGACCUGAGGGACGAGGGCACGUACUCAUGUGCUGCCACCAACACGGUCGGGGAAAGCAGGAAGCAUGUGGUGCUCAAGGUUCUGGUGCCUCCCAACAUCGAGCCAGGCCCUGUCAACAAAGCAGUUUUAGAAAACGUCUCGGUGGCUUUCGAGUGCCUCGCUUCGGGCGUGCCCCCGCCGGAUGUCUCCUGGUUCAAGGGACGCCAGCCUAUCUCUACCAGGCACGGGGUGACACUGUCCCCUGAUGGGAGGGUCCUCCACUUUGAGCGAGCCCAGCUCACAGAUGCAGGGAGCUACCGCUGUGUGGCCUCCAAUGUGGCCGGUGACACAGAGCUUCUGUAUGGCCUUCGGGUCAACGUGCCCCCACACAUCACGCUGCCACCCAGCCUGCCCGGCCCCGUGCUGCUCGGCGCCCCGGUCCGGCUGACCUGUGAUGCCGCUGGCACCCCCAGUCCCACGCUGAUGUGGCUUAAGGAUGGAAACCCAGUGUCCACUGCAGGGGCCUCAGGCCUCCAGGUCUUCCCCGGGGGCCGGAUGCUCACCCUGGCCAGUGCCCGGGCAGCCGACACGGGCACCUACUCGUGUGUAGCUGUGAAUGCUGUGGGCGAGGACCGCAGGGAUGUGGUACUGCUUGUUCACGUGCCUCCCAACCUCCAUGGGGAGGAGGUGAACGUGUCAGUCGUGGCCCAGGAGCCGGUGGUCCUAGAGUGCCAGAGCCAUGCCGAGCCGCCCCCCAAGCUGAGCUGGUGGAAGGACGGGCGGCCUCUGCUGCCCAGGCCUGGGGUUCGCCUCUCUGCAGACCAGGCCGUGCUGGAGGUGGUCAGCGCAGAGGAGCAGGACACAGGCCGCUACACGUGUCGGGCACAGAACCCAGCGGGCACUUCGGAGAAGCACUUCAACCUCAAUGUCUGGGUGCCCCCCACUUUCCCCCUGCGCAAGCCUCGGACCCUGACCGUAAUUGAGGGGCACCCUGCCAGACUGUCCUGCGAUUGUCAGGGGGUCCCAUUUCCCCAGAUCACCUGGAAGAAGGAUGGUCAGCCCCUCCCUGAGGAGGUGUCGGCUGUGGGGCGACUGCUGUACCUGGGCCAGGCCCAGUCCGCCCACGAGGGCACGUACACCUGUGAGUGCAGCAAUGAGGCGGGAGUGAGCAGCCAGGAGCAGCAUCUGGAGGUGCACGUGCCCCCUCAGAUCGCCGGCCCCCAGGAGCCUCUCACGGCAAUCUCCGUGGUUCAAGAAAAGGAGGCCACGCUGGAAUGCACCACUACAGGGAACCCCCCGCCCCAGGUGGUGUGGGAGCGGGCAGGCCGGCCUCUGGGCUCGGAGUCUGGGCUGCAGCUGCAGGACGGAGGGCAGAGGCUGCACGUGGAUCGGGCCCAGGUGGCCCAUGCUGGGCACUACAGCUGCGUAGCUGAGAACCAGGCUGGGCGGGCUGAGCGAAGGUUUAUGCUGUCAGUCCUGGUGCCCCCCGAGUUCGCUGGAGACCUGGAGCCUCUGAGCAAUGUCACUACAGCCCUACACACCCCUGUGACUCUGCUGUGUGAAGCCACAGGCAUCCCACCUCCAAGGGUCCGCUGGUUUCGAGGGGACCAGCCUGUCAGCCCUGGGGAUGACAUCUACCUCCUGGCAGGUGGCUGGAUGCUGAAGAUGCCCCAGGUUCGGGAGAGUGACCGAGGCCUCUACUCGUGCCUAGCAAGUAAUGAGGCUGGCGAGGCACGGAGGAACUUUAGCCUGGAGGUCCUGGUUCCUCCCAGUAUUGAGAAUGAGGAUGUGGAGGAGGCCAUUGAAGUCCUUGAGGGAGAUCCCACCCACCUGGCAUGCAAUGCUUCAGGUCACCCCCAGCCCAUGGUCACAUGGUUCCAAGAUGGUCAGGUCUUGGCUGAUAGCAACACUCACCACGUGUCUUCAGAUGGGACUCUCCUUUGGGUGCCCCAGGCCAACCUGUCCAGUGCCGGCCACUACUCCUGCAUUGCUACCAACACUGCAGGCACCAAGACCAAGCACUACAAGCUCAGUAUCCUGGUGGCCCCCACCAUUCUGGGAGUUACAGAGAAUGACACAGAUGAGGUGACAGUGACCAUCAACAACCCUGUGUCUCUCAUCUGCGAGGCACUGGCCUUCCCCUCACCCACCGUCACCUGGAUGAAGGAUGGGACUCCCUUAGAAGCUUCCAGAAAUGUCCAGCAGCUGCCAGGUACCCAUGGGCUACAGAUCCUGAAUGCCCAGCGUGAAGAUGCAGGAGAGUACAGCUGCGUUGUCACCAAUGAACUCGGGGAGGCUGUGAGGAACUACCAUGUUGAAGUCAUCGUGCCCCCAUCCAUCUCCAAAGAUGAGCCUGCAGAGGCAGUAAGUGUACGGGAGGUGAAGACCAAGGUCAACAGCUCGCUGACCCUUGAGUGUGAGUGCUGGGCCGUGCCACCGCCUACCAUCCGUUGGUACAAGGAUGGGCAGCCCGUGACCCCCAGCCCAAGGCUCCGUAUUCUGGGGGAUGGGCAGCUGCUUCAGAUUCAGCCCACACAACUCUCAGACUCGGGUCGAUACCUCUGUGUGGCCAGCAAUGUGGCGGGAGAGGACAGCCAAGACUUUACUGUGUUUGUUCAGGUGCCCCCCAUCUUCCAGAGGGUAGGGGAUGACGGUGCCACCUUCGAGAUCCUGUCCCAAGAAGAGGAGGCCCGGGGGGAAGUGACUGAGUACCGGGAGAUCGUGGAGAACAGCCCUGCCUACCUCUACUGUGACACCAAUGCUGUGCCGCCCCCAGAGUUCACGUGGUACCGGGAGGACCAGCCACUCUUGGCUGAGGAUGGGGUGUCCCUCCUGCAAGGUGGCCGCGUGCUGCAUAUCCCUCUGGUCCGUGCGGAUGAUGCUGGGAGAUAUUCCUGCAGGGCCUCCAACGAGGUGGGCGAGGACUGGCUGUACUAUGAGCUGCGGGUGCUGACCCCACCUGUGAUCCUGGGGGACACGGAGGAGCUGGUGGAAGAGGUGACCGUCAACGCCAGCAGCACCGUCAGCCUCCGAUGCCCGGCCCUGGGAAACCCCGAGCCCAGGGUCUCAUGGCUGCAGAACGGGCUGACCUUCUCCCCAGGCUCGGGACUGGAGAUCCUGGAGGAUGGGCAUGUUCUGCAGGUAUCCAUGUCUGAAGUUCCUGAAGCUGCCAGCUACAUGUGUGUGGCCGAAAACCUGGCAGGCUCUGCCGAGAAGCUCUUCACCCUCAGGGUGCAAGUCCCCCCUCAGAUCGCAGGCUCGAACCCAGAGCACGUCACCACCAUCCUCAACAGCAGUGCCACAUUGUCUUGUGAAGUCCAUGCACAGCCCAUCGCUGAGGUCACAUGGUUUAAGGAGCGCCAGCCUGUGACCCUGGGACCCGGGCGCUUCCUUCUGCCUGGCACCAACACACUGCAACUAGCCCGGGCACAGCUGUCAGAUGCAGGAACAUAUACAUGUGAGGCCCUGAAUGCUGCCGGUCAAGACCAGAAGCUGGUGCAACUCAGCGUGCUGGUGCCCCCCACUUUCAGGAGGCCUCCUGAUCCCCUUCAGGACACCAUCCAGGUGAGGGCAGGUAAUGAGACCGUCCUGAGCUGUGAGGUGGAUGCGCACCCCGAGCCGGUUGUGGCCUGGUCCAAGGAUGGGCAGCCAGUGGGGACGUCAGCAGCCGGGCAGACCCUGCACAUUCUGACCGCCCAGGUGUCGGACUCGGGUCUAUACAGCUGCAAAGUACAGAACACAGCUGGGGAGGCUGUACGGACAUUUGCCCUCUCUGUGCAGGAGCCCCCAACAUUUGAGAACCCCGAGUUGGAGACAGUGAGCCAGGUGGCGGGGAGCCUCCUGGUGCUAGCCUGUGACGUGAGUGGGGUGCCAAUGCCCGUUGUUACUUGGCUGAAGGACAGGAUGCCUGUGGAGAGCAGCGUGGGGCAGGGCAUGGUGGCCCGUGGGGGGCGCCUCCAGUUCAGCCACCUACAGCCAGAGCAGGGCGGCACGUAUACCUGUGUGGCAGAGAACGCCCAGGCCGAGGCCCGAAAGGACUUUGUGGUGGUGGUGUUGGUGCCACCCAGGAUCCGGCCCUCAGGAGCCCCGCAGGAGCUCAGCGUCCGGGAAGGGCAGGAGGUGCGACUGGACUGUGAAGCAGAUGGACAGCCACCCCCCGACGUGGCCUGGUUGAAAGAUGGGCACCCCUUGAACCAGGGCAGCAACACCACACUCAGGGCCCAGCCUGAUGGCGGCUCGCUGGUCCUGAAGGGGCUCCGUGCCUCCGACUCCGGUGCCUAUGCCUGCUCUGCACACAACGUAGCUGGUGAAGAUUCGAGGCUUCUCACGCUGCAUGUGCUUGUGCCCCCCACCAUUGAGCAGGAACCUAAGGGCCCCGAAAUGCUGCUGAGCCGGCCCGGGGAGCUGGUGCGCAUGGUCUGCACUGCCAGGGGUUCCCCGCCCAUCCAGCUGAGCUGGCUCAAGGAUGGCCUCCCUCUGCAGCUGUCUCAGCGAGCCCACCUCCACGGCCAGGGACGCACCCUCAGGAUCUCAGAUGUGCAGCUGGCUGACUCAGGAAUAUAUACGUGUGUGGCCGCAAGCACCGCAGGCGUGGCCGAAAGAAACUUCACACUACAGGUGCAGGAACCCCCCAUCUUGGAGCCAUCGGAGUUCCAGCCCGACGUAGCGGUGGUGCGUGGUGCCUCCGUGGUCCUCCCAUGUGAAGCCCGGGGCAGCCCCCUGCCGCUUGUGUCCUGGAUGAAGGAUGGGGAGCCCUGGUUGUCCCAGAGCCUGGAGCAAGGGCCCGGCCUGCAGCUGGAGGCAGUGGGAGCUGAGGAUGUGGGGACCUACACCUGCGUGGCCACGAGCACAGCCGGGGAGGCCCGGCGGGACUUUCAGCUGACAGUCAUGGAUCCGCCAUAUAUCGAGGACUCGGGCCAGUCUACGGAGCUGUCCCUGACCCCUGGCGCCACCCUGGAGCUCCUCUGUGAUGCUCAAGGUUCCCCCUCGCCCACCAUCGCCUGGCACAAGGAUGGGCAGGCUCUGAGCAGGCCAGAAUACAGCAGCGGAGUCUGGCGGGCGCUGCUGGUAGAGAAUGUGCAGGUGGCUGAUGCGGGGCUCUAUACCUGCCUGGCCCAGAACCCAGCUGGGGAAGCAGAGAAGAACUUCCGGGUCAGAGUUCAAGCUCCUCCCCACGUGAUAGGACCCCGAGGGCCCCGCUCUGUGGUUGGCCUGGCCCCAGGACAGCUGGUUCUGGAAUGUUCUGUGGAGGCAGAACCAGCUCCUGAGAUUGAGUGGCACCGAGAUGGCAUCAAGCUGCAGGAGAGCACCCACACUCAGUUUCCUGAGCACGGCCGCUAUCUAAGGCUCCAGGAGCUGAGCUUGGCUGAUGUCGGCGACUACAGCUGUACAGCCCGCAAUGCCGCAGGCAGCACCAGUGUGGACUUCCACGUAGAUAUCCACACUGUGCCUAACAUCCGGCCUGGACCACCCGUGGUGAACGCCUCCAUGAACCAGACGGCCCUGCUGCCCUGCCAGGCAGAUGGGGCACCCCUACCCCUGACGAGCUGGUGCAAGGAUGGGGCCCCCCUGGACCUGGGGAACCCCAGACUGCAGAUUCUUCCAGAUGGUUCUCUGCAGAUCCAGCCAGUCUUGGCACAGGACAUGGGUCACUACCUCUGCCUGGCAUCCAACUCUGCGGGCUCUGAUCGGCAGGGCAGAGACCUCCGGGUCUUUGAGCCUCCAGCCAUUGCCUACAGCCCCUCCAAUGUGACACUGACUUCCCAAACCCCCGCUGAGCUCCCAUGCGAGGCCAGCGGCACCCCAAAGCCCCAGGUGGCCUGGUGGAAGGACAGACAGCAGCUGGACUUCCGCCUGCAACAGGGCACCUAUUGGCUCCUUCCUUCCGGCUCUCUGCUCCUCCCAGCCCCCAGCCCUCAGGACACAGCCCAGUUCGAGUGUGUGGCCAGCAAUGAGGUGGGCGAGGCCCACAGGCUCUACCAGGUGACCGUGUAUGAGCCUCCCACCAUUGCGGACGACCAGACAGCCUUCACCGUGACCCAGAUGGCCCCUGUGGUGCUCACGUGCCACAGUUCUGGGGUGCCAACCCCAAUUGUGUCUUGGAGCAAGGCAGGCACCCAGCUAGGGGCACGGGGCCACGGCUAUCGAGUGUCACCAACUGGUGCCCUGGAGAUCCAAAAGGCGCUGCCCAUCCACGCUGGCCGCUAUUCCUGCAGGGCUCGGAACUCGGUGGGCGUGGCCUACAAACACAUGGUCCUCAGCGUGCAAGCCUCCCCCAUGGUGAAGCCGCUGCCCAGUGAGGUCCGGGCGGUGGCAUCCGAAGAGGUUCUGCUGUCUUGUGAAGCCGUGGGCAUCCCCUUGCCCACCAUCUCCUGGCAGAAAGAGGGACUCAGCAUCCCCGUGGGAGCCAGCACUCAGGUGCUCCCCAGAGGGCAGCUGCGGAUCCUCCAUGCUAGCCUGGAGGAUGCUGGGAACUACCUGUGCAUCGCCCGGAACAGAGUGGGCAGUGCCCUGGGCAGAACACGGCUGGUAGUGCAAGUGCCCCCUGCCAUUGAGCCCAGCCUACCAGAUGUGGCAGCCACCGAGGGCACACAUGCACUACUGCCCUGUAGGGCAAGUGGCAGCCCCCGGCCCGAGGUCAAAUGGGAGAAGGACGGGCAGCCACUGAUGGCUGCUGAGGACAGGGUCACUGUCCAGCCCUCAGGGGCGCUACUGGUGAAACACUCACAGAGCCAAGACGCUGGAACCUACACUUGCACUGCCGAGAACACCGCCGGCCGCGCCCACCGCCGUGUGCACCUCAGCAUCCUGGCACUGCCUGUCUUCACCACCCUGCCCGGGGACCGUAGCCUGCGCCCUGGAGACCGGCUGUGGCUGCGCUGUGUGGCCCGGGGCAGCCCCACGCCCCACCUCAGCUGGACCGUCAAUGACAGGGUGGUCACAGAGGGGGUGUUGGAGCAGGACGGGGGCAGCACGCUGCAGCGAGGGGCUGUGACCCGUGAGGACAGUGGGACCUACGUGUGCUGGGCUGAAAACCGCGUGGGCCGUGUGCAGGCUACCAGCUUCGUGCAUGUCCAAGAGGCCCCAAGCCUGCAAGGGGAGGCCUUCUCCUACUUGGUGGAACCCGUGGGGGUCAGCGUCCGGUUGGACUGUGUGGUGCAUGGGAUGCCAGCCCCUGCCAUCCGCUGGGCCAAGGACGGCCUCCCGCUGUGGGGUAGCCGGCAGCGCUACCGGCUACACAACGGAUCGCUGACCAUCCGCAGGACCGAGAGGGCUGACGCAGGACGUUACCUAUGCAGUGCGGAGAGUGAGCUGGGGGCUGUGGAGAAAGUGGUGGUGCUGGUGCUGCAGAGUGCCCCCGUGUUCAAGGUAGAACCCCAGGACGUGACCGUGAGAUUUGGGGAUGUUGUGGUGCUACAGUGCCAGGCCACAGGCGAGCCGGCACCCACGGUGGAGUGGAUGCGAGCAGGCCAACCCCUGGAGGCCAGUGGGAGGCUGCGGACGCUGCUGGAUGGAAGCCUGUGGCUGGAGCAGGCAGAGGCCAGGGACGCAGGCACCUAUGAGUGUGUGGCCCACAACAUCCUGGGCUCGGCCAUUGCACGGGCAGUGCUGGCUGUGAGAGGAGCACCCCGGGGAAGCCGGGGCAGCAUGGUGGGGGUCAUCAAUGGCCAGUACUUGGGCAUAGCUGCCCUCAACACCAGCGUGCAGCAGUGGGAGGCACAAGACGAGACCAUCACCCUCCACAGCAGCAUCAGCCAUGUCCCUCCCAGCGUGGGACCCCUAAUGCGAGCCCUGGUGGUCGCCCUGGCCCCCACCUACUGGGCGCUGGCUGGAGAGAGUAGAGAUGCCCCAAAUGGCCAUUCGCUGACAGGCAGCCACUUCCGGCAAGAGUCCCAUGUGGAGUUCGACACAGGGGACCAGCUCACUGUGACUCAAGUGGCCCGGGGCUUGGAUGCUGACGGUUUCCUGCUGCUGGAUGCCGAGGUCCACGGGGUCAUCCCUGAGAGCCUAGCUGAGGCAGAUCUUCAAGUUCAGGACUUCCAGGAGCAGUACUGGCUGACAGGCCCUGGGCAACUCUUGGGCGACUCCAGGCAGCGCUUCCUGCGGGCCCACGAGCCUGUGUCUGCGCACUGCAACCACAGUAUCCGCUACGACUUGGUGCACGGUCCCCAGCCGCAGCUGGUGCAGCAUCUCCAUGCCUCACGUGUUCGUAGCACCUUUGAACCCGACACAGAGGCCCUGCAAUUUCAGCUCACCACCGCCAUGCAAGCCGAAGAGAACGAGCUCAGCUGCCCGGAGGGCUUUGAGUUGGAUCCCGAGGGCACGUUCUGUGUGGGUAAGUACCCCAGGCACCCUGUCCCGUAGGGGUCUCCCUACACAGAGCUUUGUGUUGGGUGGGGUAGGGUUGGGUGUUGAGGCAGGUUGGGGUGGGUGCUCAUGCCACUUCUCUGCCUCUCAGACGUGGACGAGUGUGCCUGGGAACUCCAGCUGUGCCCAAAAGGCCAGCGCUGCGAGAACUUGCAGGGGACCCACCGAUGCCUCCCAGGAUGCCAGCCUGGCUUCCGGCCGGCCCCCGAUGGGACAGGCUGCGAAGAUGUGGACGAAUGUUCGGAGGAGACAGACGAAUGCCACUACAGCCAGCUCUGUGACAACACACCGGGCGGGUACCAAUGCAGGUGCCCCCAAGGGUACCGGACCCAGGGCCCCGGCCUGCCCUGUCUAGACAUCAAUGAGUGCUCGCAGAUGCCCACUCCCUGUACCCAUGGCUGCCUCAACCUGCUGGGUGGCUUCCGCUGCCUGUGCCCAGCCGGCCUUGUGCUCCUCCCGGGGGGCAGGACAUGCGGCCCGUUGCGGGGCGAGCUCAGGGCCCAGAACAUCACCACUCUUGGUUCCCGGAGUCUCCGACUGCGGCCCCGUGGUCCUGGGGGCUCCUACCACGCCUGGGUCUCCCUCCGGCCACGUCCCAGAGCUCUGGGCAGUUGGGGGCGAGCCUGCCCCCCUGGCUUCAUCCAGCAAAACGGAGUCUGUACAGACCUGGAUGAGUGCCUGGUGCCUAACCUGUGCCAACAUGCCUGCAAGAACACGGAAGGCAGCUACCGGUGCCUUUGCCCCUCUGGCUACCGCCUCCUGCCCAGCGGGAAGAACUGCCAGGACAUCAACGAAUGUGAGGAAGAUGGCAUUGAAUGUGCCCCCGACCAGAUGUGCUUCAACACCAGAGGCAGUCACCAGUGUGUAGACACGCCGUGUCCCCCCACCUACCGGCAGGGCUCCAGCCCCGGGAUGUGUUUCCGCCGCUGCUCCCAAGAUUGCCGGGUUGGUGGCCCUUCCACGCUGCAGUACAAACUGCUGCCCCUGCCUCUGGGCGUAAGGGCCCACCGUGACGUGGCCCGCGUGGCCGCCUUCUCAGAGGCAGGCUCAGUGGCCAACCUCACCGAGCUCCGUGUAUUGGAGCCCGACCCACACAGCCCAUUCUCGUUGCGCCCACUGCACGGGGGCUUGGGUGCUGUCUAUACCCGCCGUGCACUCUCGCAUGCAGGCCUCUACCGGCUUACCGUGCGUGCUGCAGCCCCCCGCUACAGCAGCAUUUACGUACUGCUCAUCGCUGUGUCCCCCUACCCCUACUGAGCGGACGCCCUGGCCCUCCACAGCCUGCCCAGGCCGCUGCCCUGGCCUGCGAGGUCAGCGUCACCACUGAUCACCUUCCAUGUGCGUCA
Molecule: messenger RNA, 15584 nt
Organism: Suncus etruscus (white-toothed pygmy shrew)
Lineage: Eukaryota; Metazoa; Chordata; Mammalia; Eulipotyphla; Soricidae
Gene: HMCN2
Product: hemicentin 2
Exons: 99
Biological process (GO): dendrite self-avoidance; homophilic cell-cell adhesion; axon guidance
Cellular component (GO): axon; plasma membrane
Molecular function (GO): calcium ion binding; cell-cell adhesion mediator activity
Source: RefSeq, a predicted model, not a curated record